GUUGCUCGGUGUAUUUUUAUUAGGCUAAAGUACACUGUGAGUGACUCCCCUCUAUGUUUCCAUGUAGUUGGUGAGUUUGGGUAUAAAGAUCCUCAUGCUGGUUCAGGCUCGCGGUCUCAUCUCGUCGGGUCGCCUCAGUAUCGGCAGUCUCGUCUCCUUCUUCUUGUACCAGAAGCCCAUGUCAAACAACCUAAAGGAGAUUAUGUAUAGUCUGGGAGACACCGUGUCCACAUUCGGAGUCAUUUCCAAAGUCUUCAGUUAUCUGGACAGAAAACCAAAGUGUAAGGCAGCCGGAGAGUUAGCGCCGGACAAGCUGGAGGGAAGAGUUGUUUUCCAAAAUGUCACCUUCAUGUAUCCCUCAGUGACUGACAAUAAACCAGCUCUGAAGGUAACUGUUUCACACACCGACACUGCAGGGUCGUUAUGUUUAACCCUUUAAAACCUGAGCA
Molecule: messenger RNA, 449 nt
Organism: Plectropomus leopardus (leopard coralgrouper)
Lineage: Eukaryota; Metazoa; Chordata; Actinopteri; Perciformes; Serranidae
Source: RefSeq, a predicted model, not a curated record